ACAUGGACAUGGAGGUGGAGGAGGCGGGAAUGGCCGAACCAACGCUGGACGAUUUGGAAUCUCUGCCCCGCGGGGGCUUUCGGUGUCGCCUCUGUCACGUGACGGUGGCCAACAAACCCAGCCUGGAUGACCACCUCCGUGGGAAGAAACACCAGCGUCUGGAAAGCCUCCGCUCUAUUCGCCAGGACCAAGAGCUUCGUAGUGUUUUUGUCAGCGGCUUUCCCAAAGGGACACCAGCCUCAGAACUGAGUGACUACUUCGAGGCCUAUGGGGAGGUCGUCAACGUGGUGAUGGACAAGGAUAAGGGUGUCUAUGCCAUUGUGGAGUUGCAAGACCGGGAGGUGCUCGAGAAGGUGUUGGCACAGCCCCAGCACAGCCUGGGAGGUCAGAAACUGCGUGUCAAGCCUCGGGAGAAGAAAGAUUUCAAAUACACCCCACCCAGGAAGCAGGGGUCAGCCAAGCGAGAGCAGCUGAGUCCUGAGAAGUUGGCGCAAGAAUUGUGCCAAGCUGAUGAUGUGGAUGCCCAGAUGACCCGGAUGGUGCAGCUCUUUGAAUUUUCAGAAGGUGAACGGCGCCUUCGGGAUUUACUAGUUACUCUCUUCCAGGAGGUGUUCUUAGAGUUUUUCCCUGGCUCCGCCAUUCUCCCCUUCGGCUCCUCAGUGAAUGGCUUCGACGUCUCCGGAUGCGACCUGGAUUUGUUCCUGGAACUUGAGAAGACAAAAAAAUUCCAAGCAUCUGCAAAGAGUGCUCCUGGGCCCCCGGCUGAAGAUGAGCCAGACUCACAUUCAGAGGAUUCGAUCUUGAGUGAUAUCGACCUAGCCUCAGCUACAGUACCUGAGGUGCUUGAGUUGGUUGCCACCGUGCUACGCAAGUGCGUCCCAGGUGUCCAUCACGUCCAGGUUGUGCCAAAUGCCCGUCGUCCAGUUGUCAAAUUCUGUCACAAGGACUCCGGUCUGCGUGGGGACAUCUCCAUUGAUAACAAGUUGGCGCUCCGCAAUACACGCUUCCUGCAGCUUUGCACUGAGAUAGAUGAGCGGGUGAGGCCGUUGGUUUAUGUCGUGCGUCACUGGGCAAAGCAACAGGCACUGGCAGGAAACCCAUUUGGUGGUGGCCCCCUCCUCAAUAACUAUGCUCUGACCCUGUUGGUGCUCUUUUUCCUGCAAACGCGCAGCCCGCCAGUCCUGCCCACAGUUGCCCGCUUGAAGGAACUGUCAGAGGAUGAGGAGCAGACUGUGGUGGAGGGUUGGGACUGCAGCUUCCCCAAAGAUUCAACCCAGCUGGAGCCCAGUGGUAACAAGGAGAACCUCUGUGCCUUACUGGCAGACUUCUUCCGUAUCUUUGGGGACUAUGACUUCCCAGGGUGUCUGAUUUCGCUCCAGGAGGGCCAGCCGCUGCCUCUGCCCAGCGUCUUGCAGUCUGAAGUGGGCAGCAAACUCAAGCUGGGGCCCUUCAACCUACAGGACCCCUUUGAGCUGAGCCACAAUGUGGCUGCCAACGUCAAUGAGAAGACGGCACUGCGAUUCCAGCGGUGCUGCCAGGCAGCCUCCAAAUACUGCCGCAGCCUACAGUACCAGCGCAAAUCCAGCAAAGGCAAGAUCUGGGGCUUGGUGCGCCUCUUCCAGCCAGGCACUGCUGAGGCCGAGGUCCCAGUAGCUGCCGAGUUUGUCAUCAACCUCCCCCUGACUCUGGCGGUGUUGCCUGCCGAGACCCACGAGCUGCUGUGCCAAGCCAGGGAUUUCCAACUGCGCUGCUUCCAAAAAGUCUGUGCAGGCAUUGCUUUUAUCUUGCAGGAUGUGCUCAAAUGUAGUUGCUUAGAGGCACAACAGGGGUCAGAGGAGGAACGACAAGCAGUCCCUGAAGGUAAGCAAGGAGAACAGCAGACAGAAGCAAAAGCCGGGCCAUUGUCGGCAGGGUGCAAGCGCUCUCUGGAUGAAGAGGAAGCAGAUUCAUCGUCACCUUCCUCUAAGAGGCCACGAACAGAUACGUUAGUCCCAGAGGGGGAAAGCAUGACUUGGGACUGUGCCACCUGGCACAAGGUGUGGCUGGGACGCCGCCGGGUCAGGCGACAGCUCCGCGGGCCACAACCUGACCAACAGCAGGCAGCUGGGUCUCUGGAACUGGAGGCCAAAGUUUCUGAGGCCAUUUCCCAGCAGGAAGGGGGGGGCAAGCCUGCGGACCCUUUGUUCCACUUCUCCGUUUGUGCCCGAGUGAGGGCCGAUGCUUUUGUCAAGCAAGAUAUGCGCAUCAGCUUGUGCUUUGAACCGGCUCCUGAGCAGGCAGCCGCCUUCCAAGAGUUCUUCCACUUCUUGCAAGGGUUCUUGCCCCGAGCGGUGGAGCAGCACCUGGCUAGAGAGGCCUGAACCCACCAACAGAGACGACACGCGCAAAGGAGAAGGCGUUUGUGUUGCGUUUUAAUGUGUUGCAUUUGAAUGGGGACUGAUUUGUACAUGGCAUUUUUUCCCCUUAUACUGCUGCUGAGAAUAAAAGGGGCGAAUGUUGAAACUUAA
Eublepharis macularius is the source of this 2507-nucleotide messenger RNA. It is a transcript of the gene TUT1, whose product is annotated as terminal uridylyl transferase 1, U6 snRNA-specific. NCBI's taxonomy places the organism in Eukaryota, Metazoa, Chordata, Lepidosauria, Squamata, Eublepharidae. Gene Ontology annotation, cellular component: mitochondrion. The coding region runs from base 3 to 2360 and encodes 785 amino acids. Gene Ontology annotation, molecular function: RNA binding; zinc ion binding; poly(A) RNA polymerase activity. The record is from RefSeq and is a predicted model, not a curated record. The transcript is spliced from 10 exons.